Messenger RNA from Klebsormidium nitens, 2148 nucleotides. The record is from the annotation of a GenBank genome assembly. Lineage: Eukaryota; Viridiplantae; Streptophyta; Klebsormidiophyceae; Klebsormidiales; Klebsormidiaceae.
CUCAUGAGUCAAUGAAGAGAACGUGCCAUGGGCACCUGGCAGCAAAGCCAUCAUUGAAGUUAAAUCAAAAGGGUGCCAGCAAAAGGACGCCUUUGCAGCUGCUACCUCUUUGUUUGUCAGAUUCGGCUAGCUUCUGCGUUUUCUUUUGCAAGCUGCAGUCUGCUCAGAGCUGGCAUUGGCAGCUUUUAUCCAGAAUGGCGCCCUCUGCUAUGUCAAGGAAUGCACUGCUGCUCGCUGUCGUGAGCCUGGCGGUGCAUGCAGCAUUCGGGCAGAACAUCACCACUAACCUCCCACAGGUCGAGUACCCCGCAUUCAAUAGCACAAACAACGACGGCGCAGCCAACAUCACGACUUACCUGAUUGAGAACAAUGGCCCAAACGGGACAGUUCAAACGGGACACUUGAGCAUCCUGCACAACCCCAUAGGCCAGUUUGUUGUCCUCCCCCCUGCUGCCGGUUGUGUGAGCACCAGCAAUGGUGUGACCACCGGCGGACGGAGCCUCACUUCCACGACUGCAGCUGCCGGAAACUGCCACGUGGCAGCAAACGGCGCCCUGUUCAACGUGACCACUGGGGGCUGCCUGGGUAACCUGGUGAGCAACGGAGUCGUCAUCCAGGCUCCAGGUACCCAGAACGUCAACUUCGGUCUCCGGAAUGGCAACUUCGUGAUAGGCUACGUGUCGGCUCUGGAAGCGCAAGGCAGAGCAGCCGGGAAGGUGCCGUUCGACCAGCUGACGAGCGGAGUGGUGUGGCUCGUGAAGGGCGGGCAGAACAACGUUCAGCAGGAUCUGCCUUAUGAGGACCCCAGUACCCAGACUACCGGAACGAUCCAGGACUUUGCCAGCAUUGUGUCAGCCCGCACGGCUAUCGGGCACAACGCCGCGGGCGAGAUCCUCCUGCUCCAGCUGGACGGCCAGUCAAACGUGCGCGGCGCGAGCCUAUACGACGUCGCGGACCUGCUCAUCUCGUAUGGCGCCGUGAACGCAAUCAACCUGGACGGGGGCGGUAGCAGCGCCUUUGUCACCGACGGAAUUUUGUCGAGCUACCCGUCAGACAUUCUUAACGCGACUGUGAACGGCCAGACGUUCAGCUUCCGCCAGGAGCGCGCCGUCACGUCGAUCGUCUGCUUCAAGGACCGCUUCAAGAUCGCCCCUUCGCAGCCCUGCGACCCGACCUCGCAGAAUCCUAACCAGUGCUUCAAUGCCGCUGGCACACUGUCCAUCUGCUGCCCCGGGGCCUGCCCCUUGAGGCCCGGGCCCCUCGCCGUGUGCGGCCCGGCUGUCCCCCCGACCACUCCAAGCCCCAAUACCGUCUCCGCUUCCAGCCCCACUACCGUUACCACUCCCGGCUCUACCACCGGGGCCCCGACCGGCCCAGUGGUCGCCGCCCCGACCGUCGCCCCGACCACCGCUGGUCCGGUGCCUUCGGGAACUACGGCGACCGCUCCUGCGAAGACGUCAGCGCCCGGAGUCGCCGCAGGAACGCCCCCGCCUUGCGACCCCACUUCUGGCAAUCCCAACCAGUGCUUUAACGCUGCGGGUACUGCGUCUCUGUGCUGCCCUGGGCUGUGCCCCCAGACCCCGGGGGCCAACCCCCAGUGCUGAUCCCCUGGCUGCUGUUGCUCGAGGUCACGAUUUUGAUAGUUAGCCGGCUUAGGACCCCCACGAAGUCCGUUUGGAUCGAUUUACAGCCUUUUUAAAGAUGUAUAGUGUGUAUGGGGGUGCGAGCAGGACUGUACAGGACUGGGCAGCACGAAAAGUUAACCGUGGCUUGGAGUUUCAGGUCCGUUUGGAUCCAAGAAAGGACCGGCAAAGGCAGUAGUUUGAGUGUGAAUAGAACGGUUGAUGACCGCGCAAUUCGGUAGCUCUUGUUUUGAGAUAAGCUAACCUCUCGUGUAAACGGUAGAUUAGAGCAGCUUCGGACCGCCCACAUUAAGCAGCCUCCCGUUGUCUAAGUUAUGCAAGAACCGUGUCUAAGUUAUGCAUGAACCGUACGGAGCGAAGAAGAGACUGUCACAGCACGCCAUAGACCCAUGUACGAUCCUCGUUUGAUAGUCACCGUCACCAAACUGCAUGCAACCGGGCCUGCUUCACCCGUAGAUUGCCUGCAUUUCUUCGAGUCUUCCUAUGCAUCUGCUUGGAAUCUGGG